GUGGCAGCAGGAUCCUGGUUGUCCCGGUGGACGGCAGCCAUUGGGUGAACAUGGAGGUGCUGCUGAAGGAGUUGCAUUCCCGUGGGCACCAGCUGACCGUACUGCGCUCCAACAGCAGCUGGUACAUCCCCGAGAGCGCCCCCCACUACACCUCCGUCAGCGUCAGGCUGAUGGAGGACGAGCUGGACCUCAGCUUCUACGACAACAUGGUGCAGCGGGUGCUGGAGAUACGCCGCAUGGGGCCGGUGAUGCGUUUCCUGUGGCAGCAGGCGGAGAUGGCCUCCAUGCAGGCGCUGGGGCACGGCAUCUGCGCCAAGAUGGCCGCCCUCAUGCUGGAGGACUCCGCCCUCAUGGCGCGGCUGAGAGACGCCGGCUUUGAGCUGGUGUUGACCGACCCGGGCCUGCCCUUCGGAGUCCUCCUCGCGCAUUACCUCCAUCUGCCCCUGGUCUACAACGUGCGCUGGAUGAACACGGGGGACAGCCACUUUGCCAUGGCCCCCUCUCCGCCAUCCUAUGUGCCGGUGAGCGGCUCGGAGCUGGGCGACAGGAUGGACUUCCCGCAGAGAGCGCAGAACCUGCUACACUACGCGGCUGGCUUCCUGCAGGAGCGGCUGCUGAUCGUGCCGCUGUACCGGGACCUGCUGCACCGCCACUUCCCCCCCGGCUCCGACCUGCUCUCCAUGCAGCGCUCCGCCCACCUCUGGCUCAUUCGCUCCGACUUCGUCUUCGAGUUCCCGCGCCCCACUGUGCCCAACGCUGUCUACGUAGGGGGGUUCCAGUGCCGGCCGGCGCGGCCCCUCCCAGCCUGGCUGGAGGAGUUUGUGCAGAGUUCCGGGGAGCACGGCGUGGUGGUGAUGUCGCUGGGCACACUCGUCUCCACCCUCCCCGCCCACAUCAAUGAGGCCGUCGCCGCCGCCUUCGCCCGCCUCCCGCAGAAGGUGGUGUGGCGGCACACGGGCCCCGCCCCCGUCGCCCUGGGCAACAACACCCUGCUGCUGGACUGGCUGCCUCAGAACGACCUGCUGGGCCACCCCAAGACCCGCGCUUUCCUGGCGCACGGCGGCACCAACGGCCUGUACGAGGCCAUCUACCACGGCGUGCCCGUGCUGGGCCUGCCGCUGCUCUUCGACCAGUUCGACAACCUGCUGCGGCUGCGGGUUCGAGGGGCUGCGCGGGUGCUGGAGGCGGCCACGCUCUCCGCAGAGGAGGUGCUGGAGGCCCUGCGGGACGUGCUGGAGAACCCCUCCUACCGGCGUGCCUUGCGGGGGCUGUCCCGCCUGCACCGCGACCGGCCCCUGCCCCCCCUGCGUAGUGCCUCCUUCUGGAUCGAGCACGUCCUCCGGCACGGGGGGGCCUCACACCUGCGCAGCGGGGCCUACCACCUGCCCUGGUACUCCUACCACAGCCUGGACGUGGUGGCGCUGCUCCUGACACUGCGUUCCCUGGUAACAACAAUGUGGAAUGUGCAUGCCUGUAAAGGCCACUACGAAGUGCCACACAUCUUAUGUUUCUUGAUAAGGAUCAUCUUUUAACAUUCUCUUUAUUUCUAUUUGAUACCAACCUCCCCUUUGAUUUUAUUUAAUUCUUGUUUCUCUUUCCAUUUGCAUGUUCUACCCCUUCUUUUUUUAUCUCCCUCCAUUGACCCUGUAUCCCCCCUCUCUCGUUCCCCCUUUCCCUCUCUUCAGCUCCGCUCACUCCUUCUACCUCCGUAAAAGGAUAUCAGCUCAUGGUAUUAUGCCACAAGAUUCCCCACGAGUCCCGCGAGUUCAUCUUCGGGUUUUCCCCAACUUUUAGCAGUUUUGUAAAUGAGGAAUCAAACAAAAGAUGUGAACUACUGUCUAAGCAGAGUUCAUUGAUCGUCAUGGCGAUAAGAAACAGCACACUGAUGCAUGUAAACAGUGUGGCAGAACCACCAUGGGUCCAGUGCGCCCACGCCACACAGCGUGACAUAGGCCUCUCUGUGAAGGAGCUCACAGCGUGACACAGGCCUCUCUGUGAAGGAGCUCACAGCGUGACACAGGCCUCUCUGUGAAGGAGCCACACAGCGUGAC
Megalops cyprinoides (Indo-Pacific tarpon) is the source of this 2051-nucleotide messenger RNA. RefSeq names its product UDP glucuronosyltransferase 5 family, polypeptide G1 (gene ugt5g1). The transcript is spliced from 2 exons. The record is from RefSeq and is a predicted model, not a curated record. NCBI's taxonomy places the organism in Eukaryota, Metazoa, Chordata, Actinopteri, Elopiformes, Megalopidae. Gene Ontology annotation, molecular function: UDP-glycosyltransferase activity. The coding region runs from base 51 to 1532 and encodes 493 amino acids.